Molecule: messenger RNA, 5684 nt
Organism: Clupea harengus (Atlantic herring)
Lineage: Eukaryota; Metazoa; Chordata; Actinopteri; Clupeiformes; Clupeidae
Gene: ftr84
Product: finTRIM family, member 84
Exons: 9
Coding region: 177-1877 (566 amino acids)
Molecular function (GO): protein binding; zinc ion binding
Source: RefSeq, a predicted model, not a curated record
CUCCCUCUGCCUGUUUACUCCAAAACACACCACUCCUCACCUGUGCAUCUCCAUCACCGAUUCCCACACUUCUCACAGCACUAUAUAUACAGGUGCUGUGAGUGUGAGCACAACUUUGCUCUCCCUCUGGAUUUGACACACAGCACAGCCACACACUCUCCCUCUCCAAAGCCAUCAUGACAGAUUCAGCAUUUCCAGACACAUGUCCCCUCUGCAUGGACGCGCUGAGGGACCCUGUCACCAUCCCGUGUGGGGACACCUUCUGCCUGGAGUGCAUUAAGAUCUACUGGGACCAGUACGACCACAUCGGCGUCUACAACUGCACCCAGUGCCGCGCCAGCUUCACCCCGCGCCCUGUCCUGCGCCGGAACAUCCCCAGUAUACGCUCCUCGGACCCCCAUGACCCGCGACCUCUCCCUGAGCUCACGCCGUUCCCCUACCUGAAGCAAAACUCGCUCUGUGACUUCUGCACAGGCCGGAGGAACCCUGCGGUGAAGUCUUGCCUGGUGUGCCUGGCGUACUACUGCGAGACGCACAUCAAGCCGCACUACGAGUCGGCCACCUUCAAGCGGCACAAGCUGGUGGACGAGACGGGCCACCUGGACCGCAAGAUCUGCCCGCAGCACGAGAAAGGCCUCGAGCUGUUCUGCCGCACGGACCAGAUGUGCGUCUGCGUGCUGUGCACCGUGCGAGAGCAUCGCAGCCACAACAUAGUGAGUGCGGAGGAGGAGAGAACAGAGAAACAGAAAGUGCUGGUGAUUACACAGUCAGAUGUUCAGCAUAUAAUUCAGGAAAGGAUGAAGGAGCUGCAAGAGCUCCGCCAUAAUGUAGAAGUACUUAAGGGUAAUGCCCAUCGAGCGCAAGGGGACAGUGAUAAGAUUUUCUCUGAGAUGCUGCAGGCCGUGGAGCGUUGGCACGCAGAGAUCAGCCAGCUCAUUCAUGCCAACCUGCAGGCUUCCAUGGCACAGGCCCAGGGCUACGUGGAGAGACUGGAGCAGGAGAUCAUGGAGUUACAGAGGAGAGAUGCUGAGCUCAGGCAGAUACUGGACACAGAGGACCACAUCCACUUCUUGCAGAAUUUUCCCACGCUGUCUGUUCCCCCUGAGCCCAUGGUUCCGAAAGUGCUCGUCAACCCCGAGUUCUCCUUCGGUGAAGUCACCAAGACGGUCACAGAUAUGAGGGAGCACUUAGAUGACAUCUGCAAGAAAGAGCUCAGCCAAGUCUCCAAAACAGUGAACGACACCCCGGUUUAUAUCCUUAUCCCAAGAACUGCAGGACGCUUAAAAGCAAAAUCGGACUUCCAGCAGCCCAAACACAGAGCAGACUUCUUAAAGUACACCUCUAGCCUCACGUUUGACCAAAACACAGCCUACAAAGAGCUGGUCUUGUCAGACAAUGGUCGCAAGGCGAUUAGGAAAAAGACGGUUCAGUUCCAUCCUAACCAUCCGGACCGCUUCGAUGGAUUCUGUCAGAUUCUCUGCAGUGAGCCUCUCAGUGGCUUUCGCCACUACUGGGAGGUGGAGUGGACCGGUGAGUUCUCCAUUGGUGUUGCUUACAAGACAAUCAGCCGCAAAGGCAAAAAUUCAAACAGCCUCCUCGGCUACAAUGACAAAUCCUGGAGUCUCCUGUGCUCAGAUUCUGGCUAUUCCUCCUGGCAUAACAAAAUGGACAAAGACUUGCCGGAAGCUACCCGAGCCUCUCGCAUUGGUGUUUAUCUGGAUUAUGCAGGCAACUCUGUGUCAUUUUAUGCCAUCACAGAGUCCAUGGAGCUCAUUCACAAAUUUCAGGCAAACUUUACGGAAGCGCUGUAUGCAGGUUUUGGGGUUGGUUCAUCUGUAACCAUCUGCACCACGGGGAACAGCAUCCGUCCUUACUAAUAAGUCAUUGUAAGCUAAAAAAUGUAAAUGGUAACAGGGUCCCUGGUAUCACAUUUCCACUUGCACAAUGCAUCAAAUCAUCACUUUGAUCUUGUUGUUCUGUUAAAUAUUAUAAAUAACUAAAAUACUACAGUUGCAAAAGCAUAAUAUCAGCAGCAUGCAAGAAAAUAUUGACUGAGUUUGUGAUGGUUUAGGAUAUUCAACAGGUGAUGUGUGUAUGUGGCCUAGGUUUAUGUAUAUACAAAAGAAAUAAAUGAUCAGGAGAUUAUCGUGCUUUGUGCAAUGUACAGCUGCAUUGAAAAUAUUGGAUGAUAUGAAUAUUGAAAUGGCUAACAGUGAUUUGUACAUAAACAAUAAACAUGCUGCCAAGUGCUUGUUUUAUGUUCCAGUACUGAAUGAUUUCAGCAACAAAUACAAUGAAAACUACAGGCAACCAAAUAAAAAAUCACACGGCAAUACUACCAACCAAUAAAAAAAAGCCUAUUUUAUGCUCUAUAUUAUAUUAGCACCAGCCCCCCGUGAUGUGCAUGUGGCAGCACAUGCCUGACUGCAGAUCGUCAGGAUCAUGUCCGCUAACUUACAUCAUUGUGGUGGGCACUCCCUAAAACGCAGCCUCCACCUCCUUAAUAACUUUUAUUAUAGGUAUUUUGAAGCUUGGGUGGUAGGCCUUAAAGGGCUUUGGGAAGAAUGUUAUCUCCUCUCGCAGUACAAUGGCGCGCUGAAGUUGACUUAAUGAACAUGAUGGAUCUUACACCAUGCUCACAUCCAUAUCACAUCCAUCUUCGAAGGCAAGGUUCAGAUGCCGUUGGACUAGCGGAGUACAAGAAAGCCAACAUAAUUAUAAAAGAUUGACAAACGUAACGUUUAACUACAGACAUUCUAGCAGAAGACACGCCAUGUUUGUUUACAACUGACGUCACUGGUAGGCGCUCGUGGAAAACGUCAUUGCAGCGACAGCGCCUGCGAAAUCGAAAAGCAGCCUCACGCACUCUCAGUCAAGUCUUUUACAAGAACAAUAUUUAACAGAAGUGCGUUUUUUGAGGGUUUUUUCCACAGAUAAUUAACCAUAUAAUUUAUCGUUUAAAAGUAAAGGUAUACGGAAACAUUGAAUUCAAAACGCCUUCUGGUUUUAAGAGGAAACAGUUGAUACUUUGACGUGCCACCUAUUAUUUUAACAGGUGUAUGCGCGACAUACUCACGUGGGAUAAUAAGGACAUAUCUUUAAAUAUAAAUCAGUUUAGAUUUUUUGUAAUUGUUUGGGUUGCGUUGCUUUUGAAGGCUACCUUUUGACGUUUCCCCUCACAUGAUAGACUGUUAUCUAAAGCUUCCUCCCCAGCAUGGAUGUGGUACGCUGUGUAAGAUCCCUCAUGGAUCUGCAAAGUCAGCUUCAGAGAGCCAUUGCACUGCAGGAGGAGAUUCAGACCGAGGUACUGACCCACCUUCUUCAUCCCCGAAGCACCAGGAGGCUAAAGAAUGAGAGGGGUUUUGAAGCCGGCGAAGAUGUUGAGGCAUACUUUGCUGCCUUUGAGAGAGCAGCCACUGCCUUCAAGGUUCCUCAAAGGAAAUGGGGCACACAGGUGAGGAAGCUCCUUGGUAUGGACAAGUGUGAAGGGCAGGACCCUUCACUCCAGAAUCAGGAGUAUGAGGUUGUUAAAGACAGAUUGCGCAGUCAGGCAAGUGUGGCAGAAGAGCAGUGGCAAGUUAACUUCACUUUAGCCAGUUUUGAUUCUAUGAAAGGGCCCAGGGAGCUAGGUGAAGGGCUGGAUGAAGCAACCAGGCGCUGGCUAAAACCAGAGCGAAGAAGUGCAGGGGAGGUGGUGCAACGUGUGGCACUGCAAAAGUUUGUAACCCUCCUGCCUAGAGCUGCAAGUGGUUGGGUGUUUCAACAUCAGCCUAAGGACAUGGAAGAGGCAAUUCGUCUGGCAGAACAGUUCCUCGGAAAUAGAAACAAGGAGGAGUAUAGAGAGAGACGAGAGGAAGCUGCUGGGGAGCAAUACGCAAUAAACUCAUCAGAGAAGCCUGGUGCAUCAGAGUUUCGAGCAACUGAAACUAAUGCCCUAGAGAGAAAGGAUCACAGACCAUGGACAACAGCACCAAAGGAGGAAACAUCAUUGAAACUCUGCCAGUCUGACAGCUUUAAUGUUGAAGUAGGACUGGGGGCAAUUUACCUUGAGGAGGGAGGGGUAGAAGGGCAAGAGGAAGACUCUGUUGACCAGGAGCCAGUGGAGGAGGACUGCUGCAGCACAGAAAUUGUGAUAGAAUCACCAUCUUCGGACACAAGCCAGCCACCACUGACUACCACUAGAAGACACAUAGUCAAGAAAACCACCACCAGAGUGACGAAAAUGUCCUCUGAACAUGAUGCAAAAGAAGCUACACCUACUAGGAGUCAUGCAUGUUCUGACUGUGGAAAGAAUUUCACCAGGCUGUGGCACUUGCGCCGACACAAGUGUGGGCUGAUGCCAUUUGCCUGCCAGAAGUGCAAGGUGACCUUCGCCUCCCACACUCAGCUGGCACAACACCGGCGCAUCCACGGCAAGAUCCUCAGCUGCCCCUACUGUGGGAGACUCUUCCGUGACAAGUUCAACCUGCGGAACCACGUGCGCACGCACACGGGGGAGAGGCCGUACCAGUGCCCCGACUGCGGAGAUACGUUCGCCCAGGAGAAGGGCAUGCUGGAGCACCGGAACAUUCACACGGGGCAGAGGCCGUUCGUAUGCCAUGAAUGCGGGAAGGGCUUUUGCCACAGCCGAACCCUAAGCAAACACCGGCAGCUGCAUUCUGAGUUGAGGCCUUUCCUCUGCACGUUGUGUGGGAAGACGUUCAAAAUAAAAGACAGUUUGAAAAGACACCAGUUGGUUCAUGACAAGAAUAGAAAGAACUGUAAGAAUGCUGAAGUUACGCAUUGAAUUCCUAUAGCAGAGAAGUAGACUAUGCAUACUAAUUUCUGCUAAUUUAUCUAUGGAUAAAUAUGAUAAAAGAUGCGUUUUGAUUUGAAGUCUGGAAUAUAUUGGGAUUGACAAUGGGAAAAACGUAUCCGGGAAAAUGAAGAAAAGAGGUUCACAUCAUUAUCAACAACUUCACUGCAAUAUUAGGACAUUUUCUGCUAUAAAGAUUAAUCCUUUCAUCAUCUAAAAGCAAACAUUUCAGACAAUAAAAGAAGCACAUCAGUGUUUAUAGCUGUUUAUUUUAACUAUAUACAGCAGUUCUCACAGUUUAACAACUUAUCUUGUUUCUCUUUGUUUAUGUUAUGGCAAUUCAUUUUAUAUUACUAUGGUUUGAUUUGAGUUUGUUUACCUUCAAAACACCUGGACUUUCCCUAUACUAUCACGUUAUUUUUUUUCUUUUGCAAAAUCUAAAAUCUAAAUGUCUCUUUUUACUACCUAAUUAAACAAGUUCCUCUGUAAAAGAUGAAGUAUUUACCACCUCGUUGGACAAUUAAGGCCAAUAAUAAGGUUCACUAUGUGUGCAGCUGUUGUUUACUCAAACUCUGGUAGAGGGCAACAUUGAGUGCUACUGUGCAAAUACUGCCUAUCAUAGAUGCAUGCAUAUCAUAGACAUUGUACAGAACAGUGAUGUGCAGUAAGAUCAGAGCCUGUGUAGGCAGUGUGUAUUCUCAAAUUCAAACUAGAUGUAAUUCAGCACAAAAAGGGUGGCGUACAAAGGUAUCUAUGGCUAACAUUCUCUGCUACUCUAAGUAAGCCUCCUUAAGCGUCAUCCUUAGCAAACUCACAACCACCCAGUGUUGUCUUGUCUAGAUAGAAUAUUUAAAUAUGUAAUGGAAAAUAAAAUAUUUGCAUACGCUUA